Molecule: messenger RNA, 564 nt
Organism: Penicillium angulare
Lineage: Eukaryota; Fungi; Ascomycota; Eurotiomycetes; Eurotiales; Aspergillaceae
Product: putative carbonate dehydratase
Exons: 3
Coding region: 1-564 (187 amino acids)
Biological process (GO): cellular response to oxidative stress; cellular response to carbon dioxide
Cellular component (GO): cytoplasm
Molecular function (GO): zinc ion binding; carbonate dehydratase activity
Source: RefSeq, a predicted model, not a curated record
AUGGGAAAGACUCGCUUUGGAAAGUUCGAGGCUGCGCCUCUAAACCCGGAUUUCAUCCCCAGUCUUCAAGAGCCGACACAACAAAUUCUCUGGAUCGGAUGCUCCGAUAGUGGCUUCCAAGAAACGACCAUUCUUGACCUUCUUCCCGACGAAAUGAUGGUGCAUCGCAAUAUCGGAAACAUGAUUAUUGAGGGCGACUUGUCCUGUGAGACAACGGUGAAAUACGCCGUGACUGUUCUUGGAGUGAGACAUAUCGUUGUUUGUGGCCACUAUGGAUGUCAAAUAGUGAAAGCGGCCUCAAGGGAUGGACUGCAAGGUCCAUGGCAAAGCAAGCUUGAUUCGUUACACUCAACAAAUAAGGAUGCCAUCAAUCAAUUACCCGAGACAGAACAUGAUCGGACUUUUGUUCAGUUGAAUGUUCUGGAUCAAUUGCGCUCGUUGCGUCAGUUUCCGGAGGUUGUGGAUGCGGCGAAAUCGGGAAACCUCCAGUUACAUGGAAUUGUCUAUGAUACACACAGUGGAGAGGCGUCUCGGUUACUCGAGGAUGUUGAGUGUCGCAUCUAA